Messenger RNA from Phytophthora megakarya, 786 nucleotides. The record is from the annotation of a GenBank genome assembly. NCBI's taxonomy places the organism in Eukaryota, Oomycota, Peronosporomycetes, Peronosporales, Peronosporaceae.
AUGUGUCACGUCUAUGUCGCCAAAACACCGGACAUGGAUCCACCACCUAUUGUUGAAGAUCAACCAGGCGCGUCGGAUCUGGACCUCACCCGGGACUCAGAUCAAGAUUAUGAUGGAUGUGGAUACUACCAUGAAAGAAGUGAUCCGUACGCGGAAGAUGUCGAUGGUCAGAUGGCGGGACUGCCUGAAGUGCCCGUGACGACGGAAGAUGUGAAGAUUGAGGACAUUCAGCUAUGUGAAUCUGGUAAUCAGACCCCAGAAGAAAUUGAUCGAAUGCACCAAAGGAUCUGCAAGUUCAGGCACCACUUGAUCGGCAAAGAUAAUGCCCUGCUGCCGCCCGCCCGGGGUGUUGCAUGCGACAUCGAUGUCGGAGGAGCGAGGCCUAUCGCCCUGAAGUGUCAUAAGUUGCGGAUCCAGUUCAGGGAUAAGCUGGCAGACUUGAUCAAGGGUUUUUUAUCUGCCAAGAUGGUUAAUUACUCUAGAUCACCGUGGGCUUCCCCGAUCGUGGCGCUCAUUAAGAAGAACGGAGUGGAUAUCAGGCUGUGCAUCGAUUACCGGUUGGUUAACAGUCUAACUCACCUGAUGAUCUAUUCGAUGCCCUUGAUCAACGACUUACUUGAAGAUCUGGAGUCGACACUCUGGUAUUGUUUUUUGAAUAUGGCAAGUGGAUUUUGGGUAGUGAAAAUGACGGAUCGUGCUCGUUGGAGCUCGGCUUUUAUCACCUCCUGUGGCCUAUUUGAAUGGAAUCGAAUGCCCUUCGGCUUGAAUAAUGCUCCCCAGAUCUAA